Molecule: messenger RNA, 907 nt
Organism: Adelges cooleyi (spruce gall adelgid)
Lineage: Eukaryota; Metazoa; Arthropoda; Insecta; Hemiptera; Adelgidae
Exons: 2
Coding region: 21-752 (243 amino acids)
Source: RefSeq, a predicted model, not a curated record
UUCGUUUUAAUCAACUCAAGAUGGGCAAUCAAAAUGGUUUCUGCGUUUUAGCUGCCUGUUUGGCCAUGUUCAUUGCAUCGAUAGAUGCCGUGUUGAAACCUAUACCACUACCCGUGCCAUGUUUCAAGCCUAUUCCAAUACCCUGCCCGGUGUCAUCCCAUUUAGGGUCCGAUAGUUUGUCGGCCAAACUAAACUCAUUGCUACUGGCAAAACUGAUCUUGAAAAAAGGUUUGAAACCAGUACCCGCUCCAUACUUGCUGCCUAGCUGCAUUCCUCCAAAGCCGUUCUUACCACUUCUUCCACCGCCACCACCGUGCGUUUCACCUUUGCCUUACCUGCCACCAUCAGUCCUGCCCUUUUUGGCCCAGCCAUGUACCCCUUCUAUACUUCCCCCGUUAUCCUUACCAUGUCCAUCCUAUUCUCCAUUAGCUUCCAUAGCCCCCUUACUCGCCUCUUUAUCUUCCCCUUGUCUACCACCACCACCUACUCCAUGCCAAUCUUCCUCAUCCAUCGCUUCCUUACUCUCCUUACUCUCGUCUUUGACGCUUCCAAAUCCCGUUCCAACCUGCCAACCUACGCCACCCCCGUUGGAACUAAUUCCGAUCCCGACCACACCGAUCGCUCCUACAGUUCCGUUUCAAUCAGAGCUAUUAUUGCUCUCGCUCAUUUUAUCUGCCCCCAACACCUUGCCACCGCCAUCUUGCGGGUGCCAACAGUUGUGUUCACCACCCCCUCCAGUCUGUGGUUGUUAGCUGAUCACAUAGUUUAAAAGACUGAAUUGCUUCAACAUUCGUUACUCACGCUAUUAUUAUUAUUAUUAUUAUUAUUAUUAACGUUAUUAAAAUUAUUAUUGUCGUUAUAACUGUUAUAUUAAUAUUGUAAUAUUAAAACCUCGAUUCUAAUCUAU